AAAAAAGCGUGCACCGGGGAACGGCUUCAAAUGUAGUGGUACCUAUUAUUCAGCGUCAGUACUUAUACUAAACUGUGCUCAGUACUCGAUAGUUAAUAGUUCAACACUCAUCACUCGUUCAGUUGCUUGUUGAAUAACCGAGCGUUUGAUUUGGUGGUGUAGUGUAUGGGGUUUACCUAGCGAUUUUUCUUGUUUUUGAAGUCAAUUACUGAAAAUCGUCGGAAUCAUGCCAAACAUAAUUAACGAAGUAAAGUUGGACUUUAAAGACGUGCUUCUCAGGCCCAAAAGAAGCACCCUAAAGACACGAGCCCAAGUGAGUGCUAUUAUACGAAAUGCAAUAUUUUUACAUAUCUAUUAUAGUAAAUAUAUUAUUGGUAUCGCGUAUAGCUAGAUGCAUGAUAUAUAAAAUAUUUAGGUAACAAUAAUUAUACAAAAAAUAAAUAUAGUAAGUAAAUAUAUAAAUAAAAAUUAAAUAAAUGAAUAAAUGCGUUGCCUGGAGUAUUAUGAUACAAUUGUCAAUUAUUAUGUAAAUUUUUUAUUUAUAUAUUUAUUUAUGAGCAUUAACCAUUUUAAUAAUUUUGUUUUAUUUUAUAAAUAAAUGAAUCAAGUAGGUACCAAAAAAGGGUUACUUCAACAACACUAGAAACUGUUCAUUUUCAUUAAGUAAAUUAUUCACAAUUUUUUGUUAUUAAUUUUUUGUCAGGUGGAUUUAGUUCGACAUAUUACAUUUCGUAAUUCCAAACGUACAUAUCAAGGAAUUCCAAUAAUGGCUUCCAAUAUGGACACUAUUGGGACAUUUGAGAUGGCAGCUGCUCUCGGAAAAGUAAGUAUUAAUUUGACUCAAUUUACACAUUGUAAUCAAUAGUUGUGUUUCUGAUAUGUAGGUUUUCAUAAAAUGAUUUCCCAUUUUUGGGUUAUGUAAUUCAAUAUUAAUAUAGUAUAUUCUAUUAGGCAUAUUAUAAUAUUAAUAUAGUAUAUUCUAUUAGGCAUAUUAUAAUAUUAAUAUGUUAAUAAAAUCAAAUCAUUUUACAGUGUAAAGAUAGUGAGAUACACCUAAAUAUCUAUUUUUAUUAUGUUUAUAUUUUCCAUAAAAUAUUAAUUUUUUAUUGUUUGGUAGUUCUUAUAAAAAUUUGAUUUUAAUAUUUUAACAAUUCAUAUUUUUUUGUGGAAGAUAGUUAUUUUUUCUGCUAACAAACAAUUGCACAGUCUUAAUUACCCAAGUAAUAAAUUAGUUUUAAAAUUUCCAUUAUGUAUGAACUAAAAGAUUUUGAUUCUUAAUAAAAAUAUAACCAAAAUUCCAGUACAAACCUGUUAAUUUUAUAAGUGUAAUGAUAAAUUCUCUGCAUUUGAUGUGUUUGACCUACUUAGGUAUUUAUUUUCCAUCAUUCUGUCAUUAUAACAAUGAUAUUUUAAAACACACCUUAUGUUUAUAAAUAGAUUAAGCUCAAGUAUAAAAAAGACAUUUGAUGUUUUACUUGGCAAUUUGACAUAAAAUAUCAUUUAUCUAGGUAUUUAAUUUUUAUUCCAAAUAGUAAAUAUUUUUUUAAUUUUAUGUCCUAGAUAGUAUGAAUUAAUGGAAGGAAAAAUCUGUUUAUUUUGUAUGUGGACCUUUAUAUCUUACAUUUUUAUGUGAUCUCCAUGUCCCCUUAAUGGCUUAAACAUAAUAUGUUAUAUUAUAACACAUUUAUACUUAUAUCUUAUCAAACUGUUACUCAGAAAAGUACUAAAUAUUAUUGACUUAAAUACUUGAUAAAUUUGUUUACAAUAAUAUGCUGUUUACAAACUUGAGCUAUUAAAAUUUCUAAUAUGAUAUUUGAUACUCAAGGUGUGUAUCAUAAUAUGUUUAAUUAUAAUUAAUUGUUAUCGUUUUAUAUAUUUUAUUUACAAUUUAUUUUUUUUUCUAAAAAAUAAUAGAUUUAAUGCGCUUGGUGUUAUAACUUGGUAUUUAAAUUAAACAAAGGGUACAAAGAGUAUUUAAAUGUAACUGAUUUAUUUGAAGAACAUGUAUAAUGCAUUUUUACACAUUGAAAUUUAAUAUUAUGUAUAUCAAAUUGCUACAUAAUCUAGAGUUAUAUUAUGUAUGUGAUUUAUUUAUUUUACUGGUAAAUAAUUAUUUUAAAUUUAAAACUUUGUACUAAGUAAUAAAUUAAAAUGAUAAAAUUAUUUUGUUGUAAUAAUAAAAAACAAUUACUAAAUAUAUAUUCAAAUUAUUAUUCAAGUUAUAUAUUAUAAUAACAAUAAUUUUAUUUAGGUAAUAAUAAAAUAUUAAUAUAAAAUAACAAUUUUGAAUAACUGAUUUGCCUAUUAAUAUGUUUACAGGCAUAUUCUAGUAAUUUCCAAUGAAUAUAAAAUUAUUAUUAUUUCAAUUUAUUUAGUUUAUUCUGUGAAUAAAUAGAUAAUAGUUAUGUUAUUACAGUGAUAUUACAAUCUUUAUUUAUUUCUAUUCAAGAUCUUCAAUAUUUUCUUAUAUAGUAUAAUAUUUUUAUAAGUGCGAGUGAAAAUAUAGUAACCAGUAACUAAUUUAUCUAAAAUGAGCUAGGUACUAAAUAAAUAGAAGUUAGAUUAUAGAUAUCAUUAAACGAGAAACUAGUUAAAUGGAUAAUAGUUAAUUGAUUUAAAGAAAUUUUUUAUAUUAUAAUCCAGAUUUAUAUCUUUAAUUAGGAUUGAUCCAAAUUUGGUGCUCAACAUUAGUGUACAUCAUUAUAUUUUGUAUACAAUACAAAUUUUUAAGGGUUUUAAUACAAGUUUAAAUUAAUCUACACAAAAAUCAUGUUUAAUAGAAAAUAUAUUUAAAAUUGAAAUUUAAUUUUUUAGGAAUUAAAUACUGGUUAAAAUUUAUUUGUGUUAUUUUAUUCACCUAUACACUGGACUUUUAAAGGAUUAACUCUGGGAUUAACUUACAGUCCUACAGUUUAUAAAUAUAAAAUAAAUAAAUUAACCAUAUUAAAUUAUGUUUUCGGAAGUAUUGAAAUUUAUAUUAUGAGUAUUUAGUUACAUUGUUCAUCUUCGAUAUUAUUUGAUUUAUGCAUACAAUUUAUUUCAUUUUUUUUUUUUAUCAAUUUUAUGUUAAUUGAUUUAAUAUUUUCGUAUAACUUUCAGAUAGUUAUUAUUUUAUUAAAUAAUAUACUUUCACCUUACGACAAACAUUAUUUAUUUUUUUUUUCAAGUGUUUGUCGUUAAGUGAAAAUAAAGUCUUUUAUCAGACAAAACCUUUGUAUGUUUAGCCAUUUAGGUAUAUAAUGUAUGUUUAAUAUCUAGCCGAUAAAUUUUAAAUGUGUAGAUUAGUCUCAUAUAAUAUAUUAUUGACACUGUGGUGAUUAUUAUUCGUUAUUACUUUUUAAUGACUAUAAAAUUAAGAAUUAUUAUAUGCAUUUAUAUUUGAAUAGUGUUUAUUUUUAAAUUCAUUAAUUUUGGAUAUUUUGCUGACCAAAUAUACUUGUAUAAUUUACUAAAAUAUUUAGUAGGUAAUUAGGAACUUAUUGUUGUUAUUAUUUUUAUAUUGUCUUUCUUUAUCUUCUUUGUGGAUAUAUAGUGUAUAAUGUGUCUAAACAUCCACCAAUAAUUCUAGCACCGGUGCUAUAAGAUUCUUACUGUCCAACACAAAAAGAAGAUUGCAUUUUUAAAUUUAAUUUUAUCAAUUAACAAAUUAGAAAACAGACUUACCUAAUGCAAUAUUUAAAAGAUCGACAAAUUGUAUAAUAACUGUAUUUUAUCUAGUAGGGUGUUGAUUUAACAUUGGUAAUAUAAAUUUAGAAAUGAAUUGAUUUGUAUUUGUUUUUAUCUAUUUCGGGGUUUUCUAUAUUAAAUGAAGGUCAAAUUGAUUUGUGUAUGGUAUGUAUAUUGUACCUAUAACAUGAUAAAUAUAAUAGGUUCAAUAGUUAAUGUAAAAUAAUAUUUUAAAUAUUCUAUUAUAUUUUGCAGUUUUUAUGAAAACAAUUUAUAAUAGAUAACUACGUGAACUUUUUGUUUUUAAUACUUUAUGUAGCACGUGUAAGUUGUUUGCUAUGAUUAUUUAUUAUUUUUAGUAAUAUGAUAAUAUUUUUCACGUGACAGAUUGCAAAAUACUUUUCUUGAAAAAAAGAAUAUUAAAAUAUAUAUCAACUCGAUAAUAAAUAUUAUAGUACUUAUCAAUUUCUUAUUAUUUUUAGUAUUUUAUUAUUAUUCUAUAAAAUUAAAUUGUGUUAUUUUCUUUUAAAAUUCUUUUGAUAUAUCAUUAGUUACGUUAUUGUAUUUUUGUUAUCAAAUAAAUUUGCUUUCAUGUGCUAUUACAGUAUUGAAGUACCUACCUGCAAUAUAAUAUAUAUAUUUUUUUUAAACCAUUUUUUCUUAAUUUUUAUUUUCUUAGAUAUAAUUGGUACGCUCAUACAGCCUAUGUUAGUGAUAUUUAUUUACUAUUUUGAUAAUUAUUAAAAUAAUUUAGUUGCUAAAUCACUUUUAAAAGUACCUAGACAUUGUUCAUUGAUCCAUUAAUAAGUAUCUGCCUACUGUAAUAAAAAAAAAAUAACUUGAUAAGGCAUGAUUAGUUGACAAUUAUUGUUCUAGUAGAAUGAUGAUUGCUGAAUUACUUGCUAGGUAUUCUGCUUAACUAGUAAUAUAGUCUAUACUAAUCUUUAGUAUCUCAAGUCAGAUUUAAAAGUUGAGGACUUAUUCAAAAUCAGGAUAGCUGGAAAAAGCCUGGAAUAUUUAAGGAAUUGACAUGUUAUUAAGAAAUGUUAACUUCAAAUUAUGUUUGAAAAUAUUAUUUAUUUCAUUAUUUUGAAAAAAAAAAAAAUAUUUAUAUAAAAUAUUAAUAAAGAUAUAAUUUCAUUUCAAUUUGUAAUUAUUUAUUAUAUAACUAUUUUUGUUUAAGUUGGCUUUAAAAUUAAUAAAAAAUACCUACAAUUUAAGGUAUAUAAUAAGGUAAAUAAAAUUACCUAUAACAGUGGCUGUACUAAUCCCAUUAUUUUAGAACACCUUUUUUGUUUUAAUUUUAUAAGUGAACCCCAUAAGAAGUUCAAUAUUUAAAAAAAACAGUUGAUACUGGGGACUGGCUUGCCACUGUUGUAGGUGGGAUGUUGGAAAUGUAGGGUAUAUUAAAUUAUUUAAUUUGUAUCUGUAAGCAACGAUAAACCAUUGCUAAUGAAAAAGGAUAUGAAGAAAAAUUUUUUUAUACAUGUUUUGAAAGACUGUAAUACCUAUAUAAGAUUUUCACGAAAUUUGAUGUUAAAAUUCUUAAAUAAAAAAAAAUUAAGUGUAAUGUAGUUGUUAUUCAUUUAUGUUUAUUUUUACAACAAAGUACAACCUUAUAAUAAAUCUCGUCUUAAAUUUUCAAACAUUUCUGUUAAGUCUAAUAAUUUUAUUUGUGUAGCUACAAAAUGAAAAUAUCUAUAAAUGUUCAAAAAUAACUUAAAUGUUUUUAAAAUUUUACUUAUACAUAAUGUAAACAUACCCAAGUUUUAAGAAUUAAAAUAAUAAAACAAAAUUGAAAAUAAUUAAGUCAUGUUUUUGUAAAUAUUCCCGUUCUUUCAACAUUUUUUUCGGUUUAGAUGGUAGAAAAUUUUAAAUACAAUGAAAUCAGUAACACUGCGGCAUACUUUUAAUAUUUGCUGUUUUUAGUUAUAAUUUUUUUCUCGUUUUUCCCAAUUAUUUUGAAAACUCAACAGAAAAUCAUAAAAAGUCCCUUGCUAUGCUCUGAAUCUAACAUACACAUAUUAACUCUUAUAUAGUAUAUAAGAAGAAAGUUUAUUAUUACAUAGUAUAAACGACACCGGAUUACCCAAAGUCCAAUGUUUGUAUAUUACCUUUUAGUUUUGAGAGAUUACAGUAAUAUUCACUAUUUACUAUUUAUACAAAUUGAUUUCAAAAGUCCAACUUUAUUUUUCAUACUAAAUAUAUUUCUAAAUUAUUACAUUUUAUUUUUUAAUAUUAAUGUUUGAUUAUAUUUGUGUUUAGCAUGGAGUAUUUACUACUAUUCAUAAGUACUAUGAACUUGAUGAAUGGGUAGAAUUUUCCAAAAACCAUAAAGAUAUUUUACCACACAUGGCUGUUACGUGUGGUAUAAAUGAUUUUGAAUUUGAAAAACUUGAAAAAAUAUUGGAAGCUAUUCCAGAUAUAUCAUUUAUUUGUCUUGAUGUAGCUAAUGGUUAUACCCAACAGUUUGUUGAUAUUGUACGGAAAACUCGUAGUGCAUACCCUAAUCAUACAAUUAUUGUAAGUAUAUUGAAAUGUACAAAACAAUUAUUUUGUUAUAUUUAUGUAUAUAUAUUAGAGAUUUUACAUAAAUCUAGAUAAGGCGAAAAAUAUGAAAAUUUCAAUUUUUGAAUUUAAAAAUUUAAGUGUGAUUUUAUAAAAUAUACUGUAUAUACGACUAUAAUACUGUAGGUGAGAAGUUGGGAAGGCAGAAUGCAUAAGGUUAUUUCAUUUAUAUCUGUAAGCAACGAUAAAUUAAUGUUUAAUGAGAGACGAUUCCAAGAGUACUUCGGUAUUACAUAAUUUGAAGUGUCAUAAUUUUUUUUGUGAUUUGUGAUUUUCAUUUUAAUUUAAUUUCAAAACGCUUAUUAAAAAAAAAAUAGUCGUCCAAUGAUUUUAGAAAUUUUACCACGUCUAGGAAAGUCAAAUAUAAGUAUUAUUACCAAUUUUCAAAUCUCUACUUGUUUUAAUAACCAAAUUACAACAAAAAACUCCCAAAAAUUAAAAUUCCUUAAAGGCUCAAAAGUUUUGGUAAUGAUACUGUAAGAAAGUAAAUCAAAAUUGCAACAAAAAAAGUGUAUAAAGUUAUAAAAUAAUACAAUUUUGAAAUUGUACGUUUUUCUACGUUUUUCCCACCUAAGUGCUUCUAUUUAAAUAAUGGUGUUGAAAAUCAAAUGACUUCUUAAAGUAGAAUCUAGACAACUUGAGCUUUCAGAAAAGUUGCUAUACGUAAAAAUGUCAAGUUUAUUAGGAAAAAAUGUGUCCACAGACUAAAACAAAGAAAAAAAAAAAAAUAAACAGCAUUGUAAAACCAAUAUCUCCCUUGCUAUGCUCGAAAUCUAAAAGAAAUAUAAAUAUUUUAUACCAUUGUAUAUACAAUUUACUAGGGUAAAAUUUUUGCUAGUUUAAUAUCAUUGACCUUCCGUUACUACGAGUAUUAUUUAGGCAUUAUAGUAUUCAAUAUCCUCGCGACAACUGUUACAGCCCCUAUACUUGUUUAUUUUUUACUUUAUCACCAUAUUAACCCAUAAAUGAAUAAAAAUAAUUAAAUUUAUACACUUACCAAAAAUAACAAUAAUUCUGUGUGAGACCCACUGAAGGCACGAUAGGGUAACAAAUAUCCAUUCAAGGAACUCUCGUCAUAAUCUAUCUACACCAAAAACGUAUCUAUUCUAUCGCUUUCGGAGGAGUUUUUUUUAUGUCUGACAUUAACUUAUUAUUGGUGCAACAAAAUGUUGCAAAAAAAAAAAAAAAAAAAACCCAACAAGAUAAAGUAGAUUUUAAUGUUCUUUAUAGACUAUGCAUUUAGGAAUUCAUGGAAUAUUUAGUCACUUCUUUGGAUAAUUGCAUUAUAUUUGACAUCUUUUUAAAUGAUUUUUAUUGAAAGAUAGAUACAAAAAUAAAAUUCAGUAUUAUUUUUGUGUGCACAUAAGCAACUAAUAAAAGUAUAACUAUUUUUCACAUUUUAUUAUUUGAUAAGAUUUAAUAAUUAUUAAAUCACAAUUUACAGUAAUAGAAAUGUAGGUGUAGGAUAUAGGUGGAUGAAAUUAAAAGUCCACAGCCUCUAAAAAUAAAUCGUUUUCCAGUUAUUUAUUUGGUAUAGCUUUCAAAAUAACAACAGCUUUGAACAAAGACUACUUUUUUAACCUUUGAUUUCAAUGCUUUAAAAUUGAUUUUGAAAACAAAAAUCGAAAAAACGAGCAUUUGGUCUUAACUAUUAUUGUUCCGUUGUAAUAGGAAUCAUUGUGAUAAGAUGUAUACCCAGAGAAUCUAUUUUGUCUUAAAUGUUUACUGUUCCUCUGUGUUCGCCUAUAACUCAAAUAAAAUCAUUUUUCAUGUGUUGUAUACAAUUUAUUUUAUUUAGAUUUACAGUCAAUUACAUAAAAUGAUUUUUUUCAUUAAUGUAUAUGUUUAAUAAUUAUAUUUAGGCUGGUAACGUGGUAACUGGUGAAAUGGUUGAAGAGCUCAUUUUGUCCGGUGCUGAUAUCAUUAAAGUUGGUAUUGGUCCUGGAUCAGUAUGUACUACCCGUAUUAAGACUGGUGUGGGCUAUCCUCAGUUAAGUACAGUCAUUGAAUGUGCUGAUGCUGCUCAUGGUCUACAAGGUCAUAUUAUUUCUGUAAGUGUAUAUUUUUCAAUAUUUUUAUUAUUUUGCUGGAUUUAUAAUGUAUUGUAAUUCCAAUAAAUCAGGAUGGUGGAUGUGUUUGCCCCGGAGAUGUGGCUAAGGCAUUUGGCGCUGGUGCAGACUUUGUUAUGCUUGGUGGCAUGUUAGCAGGCCAUGACCAAAAUGGCGGAGAGUUAACUAUUAAACCUAAUGGUGUUAAGUGUAAAUUAUUUUACGGUAUGAGUUCACUAACCGCAAUGAAAAAACAUGCCGGCGGUAAAGCAGAGUAUAGGUAUGUUAUUAUUAUACUGUCUUUGAGCUAAAUUAAUAUUCGAGGUUAAUGUUUAUAGAGCCGCUGAAGGUAAAGCUGUUGAAGUACCGUAUAAAGGAGAUGUGAAUGAUACUAUACUUGAUAUACUUGGUGGUCUACGUUCAGCUUGCACAUACACUGGAGCACAUAAAUUAAAAGAAUUGCCCAAGCGAGCAACAUUUAUUAGAUGUACACAACAAGUUAAUGCUGUAUAUUCUGAUAUUACUACCCGGGAAUAAUAUUAUUAAUACUAUUGUAUAAUGUAAACUAUAAAUAUACAUAAUCACAUUAGAUACGUCUUGUAUGUUAUGUCUACUGUAUGAUAUGAAAUUAUUGGUUCUAUAGAACUAUUAUUCAAAUAACUAGAAUAUAAGACUGUUUUAACUGGUUUUAUAAUAAUUUUUAUUUUUACAAAUAUAAUUGUAUUUUUGUGAUAGAAAGGACAGGGAGGGUUAAUUCAUUUUUAUAAUUAUAAUAUAAAGGUUUUGAUGUUGGUUAUUUGCUUUAAAUAAAUUAUAACUUAAAUUUUGCACAAUUUUAAUAAUAAAAUAAACUUGUUUUUUAUUUUAGUGUUUUAGAAAAUGUUUAUUAUUGUAUAUUUAGGUAAAUAAUAAAUUAUUUAUACAUUCUAAAUAUCUUUAAAAAGAUCUGAUAGAAAAUAAAUUAUUUUAUUUUGUAACAACUAAUGUUGCAAUUAAUUGACUCGUCACAUAUCUCAUACACCGUUUUACAUUUACACAUUUUUUCUAAGCUGGGGUCCAGUAUUAUACUGUAGUGUAGAAAACAAUCAUAUGUGUAAUACAGCAGAUAGUUGAGUCUUAAUAACAGAUGGAUUAUUUGGACAAAUUGGAAUAUUUUUUUUUAGAUCAUCUUUUUAUAUUGUAUGCAAUUAAUUAAAAUAAAAUUAGGAGGCCAUUGGGUACAAUUUUAUGGCAGUUUUAUUAUUUUUACUUGUAAUGGGUUGUGAUUAAAUUAAAGCUAAUAACAAAACCAUUUCAGAAAUUUAUAUAUCAUUAUGGUGUAUCAAAGUAAUAAUGGUGAAAAUAAAACUGAUGUUGCCGGUGGGUGACACAUAGUGGUAGACAUUUUAAAAAAGACAAAAAGUCAUGAGAAGUUACAACAAUAAUAUUGUAACAAAGUAAAGUAUAAUAUGUAUAUUAUUAUCUAGAAAAUAGGAUUCAGGGAUUAAACUAAAAAAGUCACUUUUUUUUCAUUCUGAAAAAAACAUGUUUUUAAUUUUAAAAUGUAAUUAUUAACCACCGUUUUUUCCUGUAGACCUAAAUUUCUGGAGCUCAUUACUUUUGACUAAUUUGGUUUUUUCACAUAAAAGAUACAGUAGGUACAUUAACACAAAUUAUUUGUUUGAUACCAAUAUGGCCAUUUUGGAAAUAAAGUGACUUGUGGUUUUUUCCCUGUACCCUUCUUAUGUAGGCAUCUAAUUUAUAUACCUUAAGUAUAAUUUAUAUAUAAAUAGUACAUAAUAAUAGCACAUAUUUUAUAAUCUCAAUGAAAAAAUCCGUUUUAAAAUAAAUUUUAUUUAUUAAAAAAAAACACUAUCGUUUAGUUUAAACCAAUAAAAACAUUUAAAAUAAAAUAGCUGUUAAAUCUUGUGUAUAGGACAUAGGUAUCUUACAAAACUCGAUUGUGACGCCUAUUUUACUGUUAACUUACAACAAUCCGCAAUAUGAUAUGAAACUAAUAAUAAUACGAAAAUGCUAUUCAACGAAAACAAUAUUGUAUAAAAUACCUAAGAGUAAAAUAUUUUGUUAUCACAGUCAUUAUAUAGUAACAAAAUUAAAAUUAUGAUAAAUCUAAGCAGAGUGGUUUUUUGAACGCAACCGUUUUACAUUUUUCAAACAUUCAAAUUUAUCUUUGAAUAUUUUUGUUUAAUUUCCUGUAAAAAUAGACUAUUACAAUGAAUUAUGUUUGUAAUAAUAUAAAUAAUACAAUAUCAUUAUAGAUACUAUAUUUUCACGCAAGGUACUAUAAUUUCAGCUAAUGAACUCAAACUCGGAAAUUAGAAUCAUUUUGUUGGUAUAUUGUUGAAGUGAUAGAAGUUAUAAAUUGAAGUCAGGUUGAAUUAAAAUAUGCAUUUCACUGUGUUGUUGCGAAAAGAUAGUAGUGAUUUUUUUUUGGAAAUAUUUCUUUUAGUUAUGUUUUUAUACAAUUUGUAUAGUUCUACAGUAUUGUAUUAUUAUACUAUUUGGUUGUUUGUUAUUUUCCUAAGCAUACUUCUGUAAAAAGCUCACUGUAAAAUUUAUUUUACUAUAAACUAUUAUAUUUUUACAUUUUUGUAAUAUGGAAACUACAAAAUGUUUUUUGAAAGUACCUAUAACCAAACUGUAUUAAAAAUUUUGAAACAAUAAUAAUCGAAUUAUUAAAUAGCUGAAUUGAAUGUGUGAUAAAGAAAUAUUGUAUUUUCCGUGUACAUUUUCACCAGACCAUGUUAAUUUUUAAAUUAUAAAUAAUGGACUUCUUUUUCAAUAAUGGAUAUUAACAGAGUAUUAUUUAUUAACAUGGUAAAGAUAAUAAAUAAAAUUAUCAAGUGAGUUAUGAUGAAUGGGUAGGAAUGUUAUUUGCAUUAAGAUUCAAGUUAAAAUUAUAAGAUCUUAGAAAGACAUCUUGAAAUUUAGAAUGUAAACACCUUAUGUGUAUUUAAGAUUGGUUCAAAUUUUGAAACAUCGCGCUGUAGCAAAUAAACUAUCACAGGCGUUAAAAAAACCACUCUGUAUAACAAACAUAUUUUAUAAAUAAAAAUAAAAAUUCAGUCAUUUAAAGAAUGUUCAAUGUCAAAACCACAAUACAAUAUACGAUGGUGGUGAACAUGGCAUUGACCCGGAAGGUGAUGGCACUGUUAGUGACCAGCUCGUGUACGGGGCUGGCCGAGAUCAACGUGCUGAGACUGAGGUCGGACAUGGCCCGAGGACUAGACGUCUCCACUAACGUAGACAGUUUUUCUGACUCUCUCAGACAAGCUUCAAGCUGGAGCUUAGAAGGGUUUUUGACCGUGGACUCGACGAGCACCAAUAUGUCCUGGUAUAUUGUCAGGUGUCCACGGACAACGCAUUCGGCCACCUGCACGUGUCUGUCCAAAGCUCUGAGCACUGAUUUCAUGCUAAGUGCGUUCGCCGCCGGCCUUUUUAGCAUGUAUAUUACCCGGUCCACUUGUUUCUGACUGCAAACCCAAAAACGGUUUAAUU
This is a messenger RNA of Cinara cedri, 11780 nucleotides long. The record is from the annotation of a GenBank genome assembly. NCBI's taxonomy places the organism in Eukaryota, Metazoa, Arthropoda, Insecta, Hemiptera, Aphididae.